Molecule: messenger RNA, 2430 nt
Organism: Caretta caretta (loggerhead turtle)
Lineage: Eukaryota; Metazoa; Chordata; Testudines; Cheloniidae
Product: ras-related protein Rab-11A-like
Molecular function (GO): GTPase activity; GTP binding
Source: RefSeq, a predicted model, not a curated record
GUGCUGAGAUCAGCCGUGCUAGAGUCUGGGGGCAGGGGGACCAGAGCACAGGUGUGCACGGGGAGGAAGCCUCACCUAGAGAGCGGGCGGCAGGAUGCGUGGCAAGGAUGAUGAGUAUGAUUAUCUCUUUAAAGUGGUGCUGAUCGGGGACUCCGGCGUAGGGAAGAGCAACCUCCUCUCGCGCUUCACCCGCAAUGAGUUCAACCUGGAGAGCAAGAGCACCAUCGGGGUGGAGUUCGCUACCCGGAGCAUCCAGGUGGACAAGAAGACCGUGAAGGCUCAGAUCUGGGACACAGCGGGUCAGGAGCGUUACCGCGCCAUCACUUCAGCGUAUUACCGGGGUGCGGUGGGUGCCCUCCUGGUCUACGACAUCGCCAAGUACCUGACCUACGAGAACGCUGAGCGCUGGCUGAAGGAGCUGCAGGACCACGCCGACGCCAACAUCGUGAUCAUGCUGGUGGGCAACAAGAGCGACCUGCGGCACCUCCGGGCCGUGCCCACCGACGAGGCCAAGAGCUUUGCAGAGAAGAAUGGCCUGUCCUUCAUCGAGACGUCUGCCCUGGACUCCACCAACGUGGAGACGGCCUUCCACAGCAUUCUGGCAGAAAUCUACCGCAUCGUGUCGCAGAGGCAGAUGACCGGGCAGCAGGAGCCGGAGUUUGGGUCCAGCACGGCCAUUGACCCUGUCAAAGUCCUGCCCACUCACCAGGAGGGGAAACAGGCUCCCUGCUGCCAGAACAUAUGAUGCUGACGGGAGGCACCAGAGGCAGGCAGACCCCUGCUGUCGUCCCUCACCGGGGCUGCUUCCCUGUGAGGGGGGGCGGGGUGUCGGAGCAUGUGUUAUAUAAGAUCCUGUCGUUUCACUGUCUCUUGUUCCCUCCCGCAACCCAUGGACUGUUGUACUUAAUGUAACUCCUAUAUAAACAUAACUAGGCCACCACUGUUUCCUUGGGGAGAUGGGUGUUAUCUAUUUGAGAUCAUCAUUUCCUCUGGUAUCAUGCCCCUCCCUUCCCGCACGCUAUUGGAUGUAUGUUUAUAUAGGGCCUACUCUAAUGGGAGUAGACAUAUUGUGGGGAUCUUCCCUUUGGCCCUGCCUCUCCUUUUUAAAAAAAAAAAAAAGACCUCUUUAAAGAUCCCUAAUGGCCUAGUGUGUGUGUGUGCAUUCACACAAGACUCAAAGGGCCCUGACGGCCCAACCCUGCAGGUGUGGCUGCUAGGCAGGCUUGCUAGACAGGUCUGAUUGGGACACUGGGGAGAGUCUAUUGUGGAUCACCAAGCUCUUCUGUCUGCGGUGAGGUGGGCUGGAAGCAGAGUGCGGUUACACCCGUCUUAAUCCAGAGUGACUCUGCUGAAAGCCCUGGGGCUGAGCCCCACUGAUCUCAUGAGAAACACGAAGAGCCCAGCCCAGGUUGGCUGACAGUUUUCUGGUCCUUCCAGAGUCAGGUUAGAUUUGAGUUCUGGCGGCGUUAACUCCGGAUUUACUCCAGUAUCAAGGGGAUCGGAAUCCAUGGCCUUUUGUCGCUUCCCAAAGAGAAGGCGCAGGCUGACCACUGACGUGGCGAGUGACUCGUGGUUUGCGGUGCCUCCGUUUUGGGCACCCAUGUCUGACUGUUUUGGUCCCCGGCUAGAGCAGGAUUUCCAGAGGGUCUGAGCAUCGACUCCCAUUGGCUUCACCCAGCUCUAUGUCUCCGUCACAUGCCGAGAGCCAAGGGCACCCCCGAGAGGCGGGGCUGUUUCCUGCCAGGAGUGGAGAACCGGCUCUAUUCUUUGCUGUCCGAGCAGAGCCUUGGACUCGAGAUAAAGGAAGAACUUGAUGCUCUUUCCGCCCCCGCCCCUGCUUUAAACUGUGUAGCUGCCGGCUUGGAAUCUUAAAGUGGUGUCAUUUCAUUGCCGCAGCCAAAGCUUUGCUCUCUUCAGCACUGAUCCUACUAAAAUUGCCCCGUGCGGUCUCGCCCACCCGGAGAUUAGCCCCACUCAGCCUUUGGUGUAGCUGCAGCUGUGCUCAGUUCUAUGUGUAGAAAAGGGCAAGCCGGGGCUGCUGGUUAGUUUAAGCAGUGCUAACCCCUGCAUGCCCUUGUCUGGAUCCAGUCUUGGAAACUGAGUCCUGGUUGAGCCAAGAAUGGGGAACUUCAGGGCAAACUUCCUCAGUGCGCUGUCCCAGAGGGUCCUGGGCUGAGAAGGGAGUUUGAGCUGUUGAGUCUGCAUGGUCAUUUGCCUGUCUGCUGGGGCCACAACCAGUGAUGAGCAGGAAGGGGGGUAAUUGGUGGUGGCUUAUUCCCCCUCCUUUGUCUGCUGUGGUUGGAUUGUGUGCAGCUCUGAACCUGGCGCCCCCCCCAAGCUGUGUAAAUAUGAUGGAGCCUUUUAACAUCUGCUCUCGACUGUGUCUUGGUUUUUGUUGAAUGUGUGUGUGUUUAAAAAAAAAAGUUUAAA